Molecule: messenger RNA, 3384 nt
Organism: Lithohypha guttulata
Lineage: Eukaryota; Fungi; Ascomycota; Eurotiomycetes; Chaetothyriales; Trichomeriaceae
Gene: UTP22
Product: U3 snoRNP protein
Exons: 2
Coding region: 1-3384 (1127 amino acids)
Biological process (GO): rRNA processing; tRNA export from nucleus
Cellular component (GO): UTP-C complex; small-subunit processome; CURI complex
Source: RefSeq, a predicted model, not a curated record
AUGUCAGUCAGAAAGCCAAGACGGACAAAUGGGCAUGUUUUCAAGCGCAGGAAGCUGAGCCACGAUUCUAGCGAUGAACGGGAAUCAUCUGUAGAGUCUGCUGCUUCCUUAGACAAUGUGGAAGAUGGAGAUCCCAGCAACGAUGAGGGAGCCGCAGUCACAAGCAACCAUGCGGACAAGACCUCCCAGAUUGCUGUAGACUUACCAGUACAGUUACGGCACUCGAGGAUAUCACGAGUCGCACAAGGCUCAACGACGUCGCCUGGAGAUUUACAGAUGCAGGUGUCGAACCUGCUGAACGAUGUCAGGCUUGAUCAUGAUAGUGUAACGAAGCAAAUGAGACCGACCACCAACAUGCUUGUUGAAGUUCUGAAAGAGGUGCCCUCGCAGCAACCAAUGUCAUUAGCACAGGCUCAAAGUUUUUCUCAGAAGAAUCUGCGCAUCACAAUACCAUGGUUUCAAAGACCUGCUACUGACGUCAAGUAUACCUUUUCGUUUGUUGCGCCGACGAGAGUCACUCUUGCAGGCUCUUUAGCACAAAGAUUGUCAACGAAGAAGCAGCCCAGGAAGCUUGUUCUGAUGCCUGAGAUGCCAGCUGAGAUGUUUCACGAAAAGGAUUAUCUAAACUAUCGAGCUGUUCACAAGAGAGCUUUCUAUCUUGCUUGUAUAGCUUCGCAUAUUCAAAAAAAGACAGUCAUUCGUCUUACCGAAAACUCCAGCGAGCGACCAUUAAUUUUCGAAGUUUGUCCAGUCUUUCCUUCUACACUCGGCUUGAAGGAGAAGAUGACUCCAAUGCAUAACUGUUUGAGAAAGGAAGACUUAUCUAACGAUAUCGCAAAUACUACGCCUGCCUACAACAGCUGCGUCCGAUACCUAACUUCCACAAAGCCUUGGCAGGAGCUGGUGGAAAGUGUUAUUACAAAAGCCGAAAACUAUUGUGACGCCUGCUAUCUCGGGUCAGUCUGGUUGCAGCAAAGAGAUAUGUCGAGUGAUCAGGCUCAGGGUGGCUUCGGUCUGGAAGAAUGGGCCGUCCUAUGCGCUCUACUUCUCCAGAGUGGUGGUCACCAGGGCCGUCCUUUAUUUUCACCACGAUAUAGUGCUCUGCAGCUGUUCAAGGCGAUGUUGCAAGUCUUGGGUGGAAGAGACAUGUAUGAACCACUGCUUCUACGGGGUAAUGUCAACCUGAGGAAGUCGGAUUUGCCCAUUAUCUACGACGCCGACACUGGUGUCAAUAUCCUGUAUAAGAUGACGCCAUGGUCAUAUGAGCGCUUAAAGCACCAUGCAACAGUGUCUCUUGCCGCCGUCAAUUCGAAGAAGACUAACGGCUUUGAGGCAACCUUUGUGACUAAAGUGUCUGAGACGAGCCUGGAAUUCGAGCAAAGCUACACAAUUGACCUUACAGACUCUUCACAGAAAUCACACGAUACCCCCCAACGUAUACACAGCAUACUCAGAAAGGGAUUCAGCGAUAGAGUGAGGUUGCUUCACCUGCAAACUGAUUCGAAGCCUGGUUGGAAGAUCACCUCCUCAGCACCAUCGACAAGUCCUGCAAAAGUAGUCGUUGGACUUUUGAUCAACUCGGAAGCUGCCCUGCGCUUUGUGGAUCAUGGGCCCUCGGUCGAAGACAAGGAGGCAGCCGAAGACUUUCGACAAUUUUGGGGAGAAAAAGCCGAGCUUCGCAAAUUCAAGGACGGAAGCAUUAACGAAAGUUUAGUGUGGUCCAAAGAUUCUUGCGUGCUCGAGCAGAUCGUCAAGCAUCUGCUGCUAAGACACCUGAAGAUAGCGCCAACGAACAUCAAGAUUAGUCCCUAUGUCCAGAAGUUGCAGUUGAGCGAUGCUGUCCCUGCCGAUGAGGCAUUUACCGUCAUCAACACUAAGCUGCAAGCAUUGGUGUCAACUCUUCAUCACCUCGAUGGUUUACCACUACCAAUUCGGUCAGUCAAUGCUGCAAGCGAACUGGUGCGCUCAACUUCCUUGGCCCCGCCACUCGAACCUGGAUUUGCGCAGCCGGUUGACCUCGUCAUACAGUUUGACACUUCAGGUCGCUGGCCAGAUGAUCUUCGUGCAAUACAAUACACAAAAAUAGCUUUUCUAACCAAGAUUGGUGACCUGUUAACACAGCAUGAUCGUACUUGGGAAUGCCGCGUAGGUCUAGAGAACACAUCUUCAUCCAGCCUUGGAACGCACAAUAAUUGCUUUCUCGACAUCAAGCAACCAUCUCCGACACCUCAGCUUCCUCCCAUCAUCUUCCGUCUCCGUAUCUACCACGAGCGCGAACUCCAUCUCAUCCAGCAAGCCCUGUCCACCAAAGCCUUACUCAGCCAACCCCUCCGUGAUCCCUACCAAUCCGCCCUUCAAACCCAGAAGCAAACCCUCGCUCGCGUCAACCACACAACCGCAAUUCGCUCCUUCAGCACCACUUUCCCAACCCUCUCAGCCACGACUCGCCUCCUCAAACGCUUUCUCUCCGUCCAUCACUUAAUGCCACACAUCCCUGGCGAAGUUGCUGAGAUCAUAGCCUGCGACGUUUUCCUAAACCCAGCACCAUGGUCAACCCCAGGCACAAGCACCACCGCAUUCACACGAUGUCUUCACUUCCUCUCACGCUGGGACUGGAGCGCCGAACCACUGAUCAUCGACCUCAGUCCAGCACAGGACAUGACAUUGCAACAGCGACAAGAGCUCGAGACUCGCUUCAUGGCAUGGCGGAAGCUAGACCCGAACAUGAACUCUGUCGCUUGGUUCAUAGGAACGAACCUCGAUAACACCGGCGUCGUCUGGACGCAAGGCUUAGCCGGCCAGGACCCUAAACCGCCCAGAGUAGUAGCGGGUCGCUUGACAGCACUAGCAAGCGCGGCUCUCCAACUUAUGAAGAGCGCGGAUCAACGAGAAGACAAACUCAUGACACAGAGUGAUUGGGAUGACAUCUUCACCAGUUCCUCGGAAGAUUUUGAUUUCGUAAUACACCUGAAAGACUCUGUCGCCAAUGCUGCUCGAAGAUCUCAGAAAGCGAACAAAGAAGGCAAAUUCAAAAAUCUACAGCUCGCGAAUAUGGUGGAUGUUGAUACGACUGGUAUCGAUACUGCGACGUCGUAUCUUGAAGACCUACAGCACAGCUUUGGGAAUGUAGCUAUCUUCUUUCAUGGUGGGAAGUAUAGCGGAAGUACUGUGAUUGGCGGAUUGUGGAGGCCGCAUGUACGACCUGGAGUGGCGAGGGCGUUUAAGAUCAGAUUGGGCAUGAGUACUGUGCCGUAUGAGGCGGGAGAUGUGCAAGGAGAAGAUGAGGAAGGUAUAUGUACUGCGAAUACCGAGGGCAUGCUAGCUGAGAUGGGGAUGAUUGGGGAGGGUAUUGUGUCGAAGAUUACUCGGAAGCAGACGUCGUGA